This is a messenger RNA of Somion occarium, 1381 nucleotides long. The record is from the annotation of a GenBank genome assembly. Lineage: Eukaryota; Fungi; Basidiomycota; Agaricomycetes; Polyporales; Cerrenaceae.
GAGUCCAACUGGCUGAUAUUCCGAUACCAGACUCAUUGGAGAACUUGUUUAUAACAUGUCAUGGAUACUUCCAUGCCUCUAUGGUCUUUUGUUUCCCGCCGUUUCCACCCAAAUACUUAAUGUCUGCUGCGGAAUGCUUGAUUGGAGUCCUAACUGCUUUUCCAUCCGUUGGCCCAUAAACCAAGGUGUUGAGCCUCCUUGAUAAGCCUUUUUCUCUCCAGUACCACCUCUAUCCUCCCAGGACGAAGUUUUAGUAUGUUGCCCUACUGGAGCUUAAUGCGCGGAAGCAAAUUUUCGAUCACAUAGCGUCAUUUCUGUUCGCGGUGACCGUACAGCCUAACCGCUUUACCAGCCGCAAUCCAUAAAUCCGCCUCUGUAGACAUAUCGGUGUUACACUCCACUGCACUUCCCUCCACUAUCUCAGCAUGGAUACACUAGAGAACUCGAUGGCUUCGCUCGAUCUGUCAAUGGAUUCGCUCGAAGCCUCUAUGGACAAGCUUAAACUCCACAGGUGGAGUACAUAUGGCAUGGUCUUCUGUAAAAGGGCUGAAUGCCCAAACUCGAAAGUCUCUGGGGUUCAAAUGUCUGCUUGCUCCAAGUGCUUGAGAGUAGCAUACUGUAGCAAGGAAUGUCAGGCGAGCGAUUGGGACCGCCAUAAACCAGAAUGUCAGAUUUUGAAUAGGCGCAGGAAAGACCCGACAUCGACAGGUGGUGCCCCCGCAACUCAGGUCUCUGAAGAACUUGGCGCGUUCCGGAAACGUUUCCAGCCUACGAUUUUCCUUGCUGCACUUAACGCGUUCUCUGUUUCCUCUCCUGGGCCGGUAGGCUGGCGCGACCAUGCCUUCUACAUAGACCUCGAGCGACUUCCCGCUCCUACUCCGGAGUCACGACCCUGGUCCCGGUUCCGACUGCAUGAGGCUAACAUUCUUCCCCUUCCCGAACGUACAGAAGGGUCCCAGGACCACUACGACGUCUGGAAGGAGAGAAGGGAUGCUCGGAUGAACGAGCGCGAGAAGGAUGGUCUUUGUGUUAUUAGCAUUUUCAUCACCUGCAAAUGGGCCGGGAGCGAUCUUCUCCAUCCCUUUGACCUUCUUUACCCCAUGGAUACUCCGCUCAGGCUGAAUCAGGAACGAGUGGGUAAUUGGUUGUCGAUGCUUAGAGGCCUCAUUGAGCUGCAGUGCGGUCGUUAGGGUGCAUUUCCUUUUUCAUUGUUGCUUUUAUGCUGCGGUCGCUAUCCUUUGUUUUCUUUGGGCUGAAGAAUGCAUUGUCUAUUGUAUUACUCAUUCGACUUGUAAUUACGUACAUGUUGUAUUUGCUUGUAUCAGGUCCUACCAUCUGCUUCCUUUCCUUAAGGACUCAUUCAACGCAACUCUGUGUCACU